Molecule: messenger RNA, 2384 nt
Organism: Cylas formicarius (sweet potato weevil)
Lineage: Eukaryota; Metazoa; Arthropoda; Insecta; Coleoptera; Brentidae
Product: short transient receptor potential channel 4-like
Exons: 3
Coding region: 19-2322 (767 amino acids)
Biological process (GO): regulation of cytosolic calcium ion concentration; calcium ion transmembrane transport; manganese ion transport
Cellular component (GO): membrane; cation channel complex
Molecular function (GO): protein binding; store-operated calcium channel activity; inositol 1,4,5 trisphosphate binding
Source: RefSeq, a predicted model, not a curated record
AAACGGAGCAUUGGAAAAAUGGCGGAUCAGCAUCUGGCACCGCCCGGAGGGGUUCCUUACAAAAGGUUACAUCAAGACUCGGAAGUGCUAAUGCCUAGGCCAAGCAUCAUUCUGCCUCACUUACAGGAGUCUGAGAAGAAAUUUUUCGAACUCGUGACCGCAGGAGAUGUAAUCACCGUUAAAGAGUAUUUGGAAGCUAAUCGGGGGUUCAACAUAAACUGUGUGAAUUUCCAAGGCGUCUCGGCGCUCUUGAUAGCCGUCCAAAACCAUUCGGAACCAAUGGUCGAGUUUCUUUUAACGCAACCCGGGAUCGAUAUUGGCGAUUGCAUUCUUCACGCCAUUAAAGAUAACCAAAGGAAAAUUUUGGAGAUGCUAUUGGAAAAGCUGAGUCAGAUAGCACCCAGUUUGGAGUUUGUCGGAGUCACCCACAGUACAGAUUUUCCAGACUACAUCACGCCUCUCAUAUUGGCUGCGCAAUGUGGUCACUACGAAAUCAUUGAGCUUCUGAUCCAAAGGGGUCACGUGAUCACCAAACCGCACCCGCCGAGUUGCAGAUGCGCGGACUGCAGAGUACAUUUAGAGAGGGACGACCUGCUGCACGCUGAAAGCCUGCGCCUCAACCUUUACAGGGCCGUCUCCAAUCCCGCCUACAUUUGCCAUUCGACCCACGACCCGAUCCUGGCAGCUUUCCAGUUGAGCGAGGAACUCAAAGAGUGCUCGAAGCUGGUGCCCGAGUUCCGUGUCGCAUACUCCGAACUUUCAAACGAAAUCAGCAACUUCGCGGUAGAUCUUAUCGCGUGUUGCCGCAGCACCUGCGAGAUGGAACUGAUCCUGAAGCAACACGCGGGCACCGAAUCCUACAUCUACAGCUUGCCCAGGUUGGCGCUGGCGAUGGACUACAAGCAGAAGACGUUCGUUGCGCAUCCGAACACGCAGCAGAUUGUGGAAGCCACGUGGUGCGGCGAUUGGCACGAAUACAAACUCAAAUCUGCAGCGGUCAUCUAUUUGUAUCCGGUCUUGCGGAUAUUCACGCUUCCCAUUAUCACCCUGAUGUGUAUGGUGAUGCCGAAUCACUCGCUCACGAAGCACUGGAGUAUCCCGCUCAACAAAAUGAUCAGUCACGUCUCAGCUUACCUGGUGUUCCUGGUGUUGAUAUUCCUCGAAUCGAACAUGGACAAAACCGACCAGAAACGGAAACCUCCGAAUUCGGGACUCGAACCUGUGAUCAUGGUUUUCGUGGCUGGGAACAUUUGGAGCAACAUCAGGAUGCUCGCGUUCAUCGGUCCGAAGCGGUACUUCCGGAAAAUGUGGAACUGGCACGCGUUGAUCAGCAACAGUCUUUUCGUGUUGACGUUUCUGUUUUGGUUGGCUUCGUACCUGGACGCCGUCAACAACGGCCAGGUGGACUUGGAACGGAAAUACUGGCACCACCUGGAUCCACUUUUGGUCGCGGAAGGCACGUUCGCCGUCGCGACUAUAAUGACAUUCUUCAAGCUGAUAUUCUUCUGCCGGCUCAACUAUUACUUGGGCCCGUUGCAAAUAUCGCUGGGUAAAAUGUGUGCGGACAUGGCCAAGUACUUCGUCAUCUUCGCUAUCAUCAUAAUCUCGUUCACGGCGGGCCUGUGCCGUUUCUACCAGUACUACGACGGCAUGGUGCAAGUGGACGAGAAUGGCAUCAAAACGCAACAGACCUCUUCUUUCGUGGACUUCGCGUCCACGUUGAAAACCUUUUUCUGGGCAAUCUUGUGCAUGUCCGCCCUCGAAUCUGCCGACGUGGUGAUCGAAAACUUGCCCGGAGAAGGUCCCGGCGCAACCAUCAUCAACACCCACGAGUUUACCGAAACUGUAGGCUAUAUAUGUUUCGCCCUUUUCGAAGUCCUCAUCGUAGUGAUGAUCUUGAACAUGCUGAUAGCGACGAUGUCGUCCACGUUUCAACGCGUGCUGGACAAUUUGGACGUCGAAUGGACGUUCGGCAAAACGGACUUUUAUUUAGAGUACAUGCUGCAGAGUACUACUCCGCCGCCAUUUAAUCUCAUCCCCACCCCGGCCGGAGUGAGCGUUUUCAUCGAAACCAUGAACGGCGUCCGUCCGGUGGACAAAGGUCAAAGCACCGUCACGUGUCAGAGGAAACAUCCAGGCGAUACGGUGGAGAAAAGUAUGCACGAUAUGGAGUUUCCGGCGCUGAUGUCGCUGAUAGUCCAGAGAUACUUCAGGGAGAAGGACGAGGCGAAUCAGGACGCCACCGAGAUGGAUUUGCUCAGGCAAGAGAUUCACGAGCUGAAGGCGUUGCUGAGCGACAUAAUUGCCGAGAAGGAGACAUGAGGAACAAGUAGUCCUAGAAGAUUAAGAUAAACGGCCACAAAUCCGAUAUAUGGAAUAAAUAU